CAUUUAAAAAUACAAAAUCAACAGUAAAAUACAACAACAUCCAAAAAUUCAACAACAAAAGCUGUAAAAAUAUUACAGCUUCAACACCUUGUACUCUAAGUGGAUUUGGAGACGCUGUAAAGACUGCAAAACGCACAACAAACAAGUUUUUUUUUUACAAAAAUUACGGAAACUUAAGCGCAAUUGGCUGAUUAAAGUGGCUAAUUAAAGCGCAACAUAGAACAUAAACAACAAAGUGACUUUACGGUACUGCCAAAAUUAUAUAUUCAACUAUAACUGCGCGAACGGGCACUUCGUCUUUGUUGUCUCAACAGUUAGUUGUUUUUAUACUAUCCACACAACAACAACAUAACAACCGUUAAAUAAAAGUACAUAUUAGUGUGUACUUUUCGUAAACCGUCGAAUCUUCCCCGCCAUCACGGUACAAUUCACAGUGCCCCUUGCCGGCAACAAAAUUGCCACAACGGCGACGUUAACGCGCUCAGAGACAGUAGCCGCCAAAAUGAAGCGACUAAUGACGUGGGAACGCGAUCUGGUCGAUGCGAUGUAUGGGUAUCGACAGACACGUUUCAGUUCACGGCGUGUGCGGAAACGGGUUAUCUUCAAGCAUGGGGAAUGUAAUGUGGUUCAAGGCAAUGUGGCGAAACGCCGGCGCAGAUAUCUACAGGAUAUCUUCACCACCCUGGUCGAUGCACAAUGGCGUUGGACAAUGCUCGUAUUCGCGCUCAGUUUUCUCAUCUCAUGGGCGCUGUUCGCGUUCGUUUGGUGGGUGAUCGCUUAUGCGCAUGGCGAUUUCGAAUAUAUUUACAAUCGUGAUUUCUUUCCCGAACGCAAUGUGAAUGUAACGCAUCGCAUGUGUGUAACGGAGGUGCGUAGCUUUGUGUCGGCUUUUCUGUAUUCGGUGGAAACGCAAACRACAAUUGGGUAUGGAAAUCGCUUCGUGACGGAGGAGUGUCCAGAGGCGAUAUUCAUAAUGUGUCUGCAGUGUAUUUUGGGUGUUUUCAUACAAGCAUUUAUGGUUGGUAUUGUGUUUGCGAAAUUGUCGCGUCCCAAGAAACGCGCACAAACGUUGCUCUUCUCGCGAAAUGCUGUGAUUUGUCAUCGGGAUGGGGUGCCAUGUCUGAUGUUCCGGGUGGGUGAUAUGCGAAAGAGUCAUAUUAUUGAGGCGCACGUGCGGGCGCAGAUCAUAAGAAAGAAGAUUACUAAAGAGGGCGAAAUAUURCCGUUCUAUCAGCAAGAGUUGACAGUCGGCGCAGAUGGUGGCGAAGAUCGGCUAAUGUUCAUUUGGCCCACAACGAUCGUGCACAAAAUCGAUCGCAACAGUCCGUUGUAUAUGCUUUCCGCGUCGGACAUGUUGAAGGAACGCUUUGAGGUUGUUUGUAUGUUGGAGGGCGUUAUAGAGUCCACCGGCAUGACAACACAGGCGCGCAGCAGUUACCUGCCUUCGGAGAUACUCUGGGGUCAUCGUUUUGUGAAUGUGGUGUCGUUUCGUAAAGAAACGGGCGAAUACGAGGUGGAUUACACGCUAUUCAAUAACACUUACGAUGUGGAUACACCACUUUGUAGCGCCAAACAAUUGGAUGAUGUGAAGGCCGAAUAUGCUAAAAAUUCCAAGUUGGGCUUAGAGCGCGCCUUUUCCGCCGGUCUCAUGCACAUACCAUCCACCAUAUCUGUGGAUCGUUUAGAUCCGAAUAGCGAUGAGUCGUUGGACUCACGUCUGCAAACACGCAACAAUUCCAUCCCCAAUGGGGUGCUUGCCGAGGAGCUGCAACCGCUGAAUUGUGGUGGUGGUGGCGGCAGCACAAACGGUAGCUAUCACUAUGUGCCACCGUCGUUUACSGUUGGCGGCUCAGCGAUACAAAUACCCUCGUUGGCACUCUCCACAAAUCUACAUAGUAUUAAUGAGAAAACCAAUUCCGGCAGCAGCAGCAGCAGCAGCACCAAUAAUCUCACCAUUAAUCCCRCCACCACGCCAAAUACACUCUCACCAGCAAUGGCGACGAGUGCUACAUAUAAUAAUAAUAACAACAACAAUAACAAUCAAGAUAGAAGUAAUGGCGGCAGCAUCAAGAAGACACCAUCAAGCGGUCGACGCUUAUCGAUCAAACAAGAUCAGCUAUCGGUCGAUUCGAUUUGUUGAUAAUGGCGACGACAAAGUGUCAUAUGGACAUAUGUACCAUCAUGCACAUGUGUAUUGGUGUUUGUUGAAUGAUUGUUGUUGUAAUGCUGCAUGCGUAAGAGCAAGGAAUUUUUUUUUGCAAAGCAUUGACUGACCGUAUUCAUUUGUCUGCCGUGCAAGCCGCUUCGAUUGCAAAUAAUUUAAUUUUUUCUUCGCCUAAAAUUAAAUUACAAAACAUUAUUGAUUAAUAUUUAAUUAAAAUAGUUUCUUCCAUAUAUAUACAGCUUUAAUUGUAGUGGAAAGUCAUAAGCGCAGUUAGCGGUAGUUUUAGCAAAGAGUAAGUUAAUAUUAGUUGUGAGAGAAUUGCAGUAAUGUGAGCAAUGCCGCUCGUCGUUUCGUAAGCGUUAACUCUUUAGUUGCCGAAUCGCGUUUUCGCAACGGUAUACGGGGUUCGUUUCUUGCGCGAUAACGCUUUAGUAACCUAAUUGGGAUUUCGAAAGGGUAUAAGUGUUUUCUAUGUCAGUUAGGCGUGGGAUUGAAGUGCGUCGUAAGUUAAAUUUGCAAAUCGCGCGGGUUUACAACUCAAUCGUUUACAACUCAAACGUGUAUAACUCAAUCGUUUACAACUGAACCAUU
Bactrocera latifrons is the source of this 2755-nucleotide messenger RNA. RefSeq names its product G protein-activated inward rectifier potassium channel 3 (gene Irk1). Bases 503 to 2140 code for a protein of 545 amino acids. Lineage: Eukaryota; Metazoa; Arthropoda; Insecta; Diptera; Tephritidae. The transcript is spliced from 6 exons. Gene Ontology annotation, biological process: potassium ion import across plasma membrane; regulation of monoatomic ion transmembrane transport. The record is from RefSeq and is a predicted model, not a curated record. Gene Ontology annotation, cellular component: plasma membrane. Gene Ontology annotation, molecular function: inward rectifier potassium channel activity.